Molecule: messenger RNA, 1334 nt
Organism: Pteronotus mesoamericanus
Lineage: Eukaryota; Metazoa; Chordata; Mammalia; Chiroptera; Mormoopidae
Gene: GPR85
Product: G protein-coupled receptor 85
Exons: 2
Coding region: 222-1334 (370 amino acids)
Biological process (GO): G protein-coupled receptor signaling pathway
Cellular component (GO): plasma membrane
Molecular function (GO): G protein-coupled receptor activity
Source: RefSeq, a predicted model, not a curated record
CUGGAAACAGUUCCCUUGCAGCACAGAAGCAAUCUUCUCUCCCCAUCUUCGCGUAUUCUGAGGCAAAUCAAAUGGAAGAAAAGAGGAAACACAGCAACAGAUUGGAUCAGUUCUCUUUGUGGAUUACAUUUUCAGUAAAAAAUGUAUGGCUCUAUCUUUUCCUUGUUCUAUCUAGAUCAUGAGACUUGACUAAGGCUGUAAUCUUGAUCUUCCAUCCAUCUAUGGCGAACUAUAGCCAUGCAGCUGACAACAUUUUGCAAAAUCUCUCUCCUCUAACAGCCUUUCUGAAACUGACUUCCUUGGGUUUCAUAAUAGGAGUCAGCGUGGUGGGCAACCUUCUGAUCUCCAUUUUGCUAGUGAAAGAUAAGACUUUGCAUAGAACACCAUACUACUUCCUGUUGGACCUUUGCUGUUCUGAUAUCCUCAGAUCUGCAAUUUGUUUUCCAUUUGUAUUCAACUCUGUUAAAAAUGGCUCUACCUGGACUUAUGGGACUUUGACUUGUAAAGUGAUUGCCUUUCUGGGGGUUUUGUCCUGUUUCCACACUGCUUUCAUGCUCUUCUGCAUCAGUGUCACCAGAUACUUAGCUAUCGCCCAUCACCGUUUCUAUACAAAGAGGCUGACGUUUUGGACAUGUCUGGCUGUGAUCUGCAUGGUGUGGACUUUGUCUGUGGCCAUGGCCUUUCCCCCAGUUUUAGAUGUGGGCACUUACUCAUUCAUUAGGGAAGAAGAUCAGUGCACCUUCCAACACCGCUCCUUCAGGGCCAAUGAUUCCUUAGGAUUUAUGCUGCUCCUUGCUCUCAUCCUUCUAGCCACACAGCUUGUCUACCUCAAGCUGAUAUUUUUUGUUCACGAUCGAAGGAAAAUGAAGCCAGUCCAGUUUGUAGCAGCGGUCAGCCAGAACUGGACUUUUCAUGGCCCCGGAGCCAGUGGCCAGGCAGCUGCCAAUUGGCUGGCAGGAUUUGGAAGGGGUCCCACACCACCUACCUUGUUGGGCAUCAGGCAAAAUGCAAACACCUUGAGCAGAAGAAGGUUAUUGGUCUUAGAUGAAUUCAAAAUGGAAAAAAGAAUUAGCAGAAUGUUCUAUAUAAUGACUUUUCUCUUCCUAACCUUGUGGGGCCCUUACCUGGUAACCUGCUAUUGGAGAGUUUUUGCAGGAGGGCCUGUAGUACCAGGGGGAUUUCUAACAGCUGCUGUCUGGAUGAGUUUUGCCCAAGCAGGAAUCAAUCCUUUUGUCUGCAUUUUCUCCAACAGGGAGCUGAGGCGCUGUUUCAGCACAACCCUUCUUUACUGCAGAAAAUCCAGGUUACCAAGGGAACCUUACUGUGUUAUAUGA